UCCUCUUCUAAAAUGUCAUCCUUUUUUUAUUUUUUAUUUAUUUCUGUUAGUCUUUUGAUUAUUGCUAAUGCUGAUGAUGCUGGUAGUUAUCCUUCAGGGGAUGAUUUAGUUGAAGGUACUACUGAUGCUCGACUUCAUGCGUCCUCCGACCUACCAGACGAUGAUGAAGAAGAGUGUGAGUGCGAAGAUGACGACGAGACAACGGUCGCAACUCCCAUUUCUACACGUAGCAAUGGAUACCCUUCUAAUAACGGAGCCCCAACUAGCACUGGACGUCCUUCAAACAACGGAGGCUCAAACAAUGGAGGCUCAAACAAUGGAGGCCCAAGCUCUGUCACAGGCUCUGUUAUAUUGAGAGAGAAAUGGGGAAACGGUGCCAAUUGUAUUUUGGCAUUCAAAAAUAAUGGAAACGCUAGAGCAUGUGGUGUCAAGUUCGAGCUGACUCUUGGUGAUAAUCAAAGAAUCCAAAGCAUUUGGAACGUUGAGAAAGUCGGAGACAAUGUUUACCGAAUUCCGGACUACAUUCAACUUGGUCCAGGAGUCGAAAACAGGGAUAUAGGAGUUGUCUAUAAUGAUGUGCCAGAACCUCUUCCAACAAUCAAGGUUCUUGGACAAGAGGCGACAUGCAAACAGUACUAA
Molecule: messenger RNA, 639 nt
Organism: Meloidogyne enterolobii
Lineage: Eukaryota; Metazoa; Nematoda; Chromadorea; Rhabditida; Meloidogynidae
Source: the annotation of a GenBank genome assembly